Messenger RNA from Lotus japonicus, 1090 nucleotides. RefSeq names its product ubiquinone biosynthesis protein COQ4 homolog, mitochondrial. NCBI's taxonomy places the organism in Eukaryota, Viridiplantae, Streptophyta, Magnoliopsida, Fabales, Fabaceae. Bases 232 to 909 code for a protein of 225 amino acids. Gene Ontology annotation, cellular component: mitochondrial inner membrane. The record is from RefSeq and is a predicted model, not a curated record. The transcript has 3 exons. Gene Ontology annotation, biological process: ubiquinone biosynthetic process.
AAUCUUCAUUCUUCAUCAUCACACACACACUACUAGAACCGAGAUUCAUUCUGCUUCAUACGUCUUUGGCGGGACCCCUCUUAUUCUCACGCCGCCGCAAGCCACCGUCUCCUCCGCCAUCGCUCAUUUUCCGGCCAAAUUCAAACACUCGCAUUAUUCUCUCGCUUCUCAAUCUUCCCUCUGAUCCUCAUCAUCAUCAACAAACAGAUUUGAGUAGUUUAGUCGGUUGCAAUGGUAGUAGGAGGUGGGAGAAUCCGGCUGAACACAUGGCAGCAGGCGGCGGUGGCGGUGGGCUCGGCGGUGGGUGCGUUGUUGGACCCUCGGAGAGCGGAUUUGAUAGCCGCUCUUGGUGAGACUACUGGAAAGCCUGCAUUUGAGAGGGUUCUUCAGAGGAUGAAGAGUUGCCCUGAAGGGAGGGCAGUAUUAUUGGAGCGUCCUCGUGUUGUAUCCGCAAACGUAGGGCAUGCUUGGGAUCUGCCAGCGAACACAUUUGGUGCUGCCUAUGCUAGAUUCAUGGGAUCCAGGAACUUCUCACCAGAUGAUCGACCUCCUGUACGGUUCAUGGACACAGAUGAGCUGGCCUAUGUUGCCAUGCGGGCUCGUGAAGUGCAUGACUUCUGGCAUACCCUUUUUGACCUACCUACUAACUUGAUUGGGGAGUCAGCACUGAAGGUAAUCGAGUUUGAGCAGAUGUACCUUCCUAUGUGCAUGCUGUCUGUUGUAGGAGGCACAGCAAGAUUCAGCGAAAAGCAAAGAAAGUUGUUCUAUCAGCACUACUUCCCCUGGGCCGUUCGUGCUGGCAUGCAGUGCACUGAUCUCAUGUGUGUAUAUUAUGAACGACAUUUUGAUGAAGAUCUGGAAGAUGUUCGUAGAAAAUUGCAAAUUAUUCCAGCUCCUGCUGUUCCUUAAUUGCAUGUCCUGAUAAGUUUUUUUAUGUUUUUUGGACAAUAGCAGUGAAAUUUUUCAGUAAGAUUUAGUGCACAAAUUUUGUUUCUGAUAUAAAGUCAGUGAGCUUUGUAUAGGUUGGAUUUUAUCAAUGAUUGUAUACCACGAUCAAUAAAAUAGACUCACCAUCACAGGUUUUGGUGUA